UAUAUCGCCCCUCCCACCCUUUGUCACAUACGCACGUACAGCUCGAAUGGUUUACUAGGUCGAGAUGUUCAAGAAUCUGAAGAAGGAGCUGUCCGCGGACACUCACGCGGACACCAAGAAGAAACGUGGCUCCAAACAACGCUCUAGCAAAAGCAGGCCUUCUGCAUCACGCGUUACGAGCGCAUCUAAUGCAGUAGCCACUACCGCAGCCACACCGUCGGACACGGACAGUAUCAGCAGUACGCGUGGUAGUAUAGAUGCAUUGCAACCUGUUGCGUCAGAUGUGAAUGUACUUAGCACACUUACGGAUGUGAAUCGAAUCGAUCCUACGCUGCCCGACCCGGAUGAGGACGAUUCUGAUCCGUUCGCAGAGUUUGCGGAGGAUGCAUCCGCUCAGAAACCCACACAAUCCUCUGCAUGCAGCGGUGGCACCCCCACACGACACAGGGAGCCUGAUUUGUUGGGGAUCAGUGACGAUCUCACGAGUAUGUCAACAGGACAUAGUGCGCUUGGGGAUACAUCAGGUGAUGCAGAUGCUAAGACACACAUGAGUGCAAUACCCCAUACGCCCGACUCUACUAUGAAUACCGACCCAUUUGGGUUUGACCUACCGGCCAGCCAUAGCCCUGUACCGGCGCAGCACGGCAGCGGUUUGUUCGCAGAGAGUGCAGGUGAUGCGCUUGAUCCUCUGGGGUUGAACCAGUUUGAUGACUGGAAGGGAAGUGGCUUUGUAGGUGCUGGUCCCUCUGGGGCCACUUCACAGUACAAGCACUCGGGGAUGGCUGAUCUGUUGGGUUCGCCUAUUUCCAGUACCAAGGACGUUGGUGGUGUUGGUAUUACCACAGGUAGUUCCUGGGACGCGUUCGCAGCACCACACACAAGCACAGAUGCGACGCCAAAUAAGCCCACGCCAAAUAAGACUUAUAACACCACAGAGAGUAUGUGGGCCGGGAGCGCGCACCCCAAAAGCACCGCCCUGGACAGGCAGACCAGUGCCGCGGCUGCGUUCGAUGUGAAUGCCACUCUGAGCAGUAGUGAGAUGAGGGAUCUGUGGGGCUUUGUGGAUGCACCACUGGAUGGAUCAAAAGCAUUGGAGAAUGAGGAGGCGAAGGCUGCAGGGACUACAGAGGUGGUACAUCAGGAAGAUCAGACCGAUACAGUACAUCAGGAAGAUCAGACGGAUACAGUACAUGAGCAGGGUGUGGAGAGCGAUGAUGAAAGGGCGGUACAAACGAACACUGUGGAAAGCUACGAGGCGCCUCACGCCGACGGAUUUGAGCUUGGGAAGGAGGAUGGGGAUGAAAAUACGGUACAAACAGACGAUGUGGAUGAAAGUACAGUACAAACGGCCGCUGCGGACAGCUACGAAACCUCUAACGGCGAUGUUCGCGAAAAUGUAGAGAAGGGUGUGGAGGAAGGUACGGAUCAGGUACGGAUCAGGGACACAGACGAUGCUACUGGAGAUAAUGUUGGAGUUGUUAGUGGAAACAGUUUUGUUGAAUGUGGAGUGAGCAACCAGGAUAACGAUACAACCAGCGAGGAACCGGUGGAGGUCCCCAUGGGCGUUGAUGAACAAAUAGGAACGCCGGAAGAGCAACUGGGGAGCAUAUCUGAGCAAGUGAAGAGUACAGAGGAGCAUUCAGAAGAGCAAGUGGAGCAGAAUGAUAGUGUACAUGACCAACCUGGUGGCAUGGUGGAGCACGCAGAAAGCUUGGGUGGGCAGACGGAGGACACACAGGAGUUCGCAGAGGGCACGGAUGAGCACACACAGAGCAAUGAAGGUAUACACGAGCAUACAGAGAGCAUGGACGAACACACACGCAGCUUGCAAACGCACACAGACGACAUGAACGAGCACAAGGGGAGUAUGACAGAGCACUCAGAGCGUAUGGAGGAGCACACGGGGUGUAUGGAAGAGCAUACUGAAGAAAUGGAAGAACGGAGGGCCGACAAUGCCGACCAACGCGAUGAUCACUCUUCAGCGCAUUACGCGGAGCUGCGUAAGGAGAUGGACGAGAUCAACGAGGAUGUGCGAAGUGUGCAACAGAACAUCACCGACACAGCCGUGGGUGUGGUGUUAUCCGCUGCACGCGUAGACCAAGCAGCUGACCUUGUGGACGCGACGGCUGAAGUGGUCGCUGAGACCAGCGGCCACGUGGACACACUCGCCGAUGAGGUACACGACGACGCAGAGGCCGUCCAGGACAGUGUGUGGGGUGUACGCGAGGAAGCGGAGCACGUGCACGAGGACGCGGAGAACGUGCAUGCCGAAGCUCGGGAUGUGGCGAGGCUGGCCCUGGACGUAUCCCGAAAGGCAGGGGUCGCCGAAGAGUGUGCGCAUUCGGUAGAGGGCUCGAUGGUUUCCAUGGAGGAGGCUGUGCAGCAGGUGGAAGAAACGGCCCAGAGUGUGGACGAUACAGCGACAGAGAUGCGAGGCCUGGCCGAGAGUGUGGAGGUGCGUGCAGAGGGGGUGGAGCUGCAGGCAGAUCAUAUGACGGUCAUGUGCGAGAGCAUGCAGCACUCGGUGCAGAGGUGUGAGGAGGCCGCUCAGUGUGCCGAGGAGACGGCGUCGGUGGCGGAUGAGACGGUGCGUGUCAUCACAGACAAUGCGCAGGGUCAGCCGGGACGGUCAGACAGUGCUGUGUUUGGCGAGGGUGAGCUCACCAGCGACAGUGGAAGCGCGGCCGAAUGGGUGGAGAAUGCCACAGAUAAUGGGGUGGAUGGGGCGAGAGAUGCGGUUCAGGAGUCUCGGGUGGGUGCUUUGCCUGAUGAUGUGGAGGUGAACGGCGGUGGUGGGUUGGUGCUGGCAGACGAGGAGUGUCCUGUCGAUACGGCUCUGGCUGAGGGGAAAGCUGUGGAUCUAGGUGGGGAACCCAAUCCGGAUGCGUGUGUUGGGGCUGGCCCCAGUACCGAAGAUGUAGAUAAGGGUACUGAUACGGACAAUGAGGAUACAAUCCCUGGUGAUGGAGUGGGAUGGGCCGCAUCAUCGACCGAUACGAAUGCGCCUGAGGUGUCUGGGGACGUUGUUGCCGAAGAGACGGACACACAGACAGGCCAUGAACCCAGCAAUACAAGUGCAAGUGCCAGUGAGAGCAGCGACGCAGCCAACGAAACCAGCGACAUACAGAGAGCUGUCGAGCGUGUGGUAAGUGGAGCUGUAGCGGACGCUCUGCUUGAAGUGAGCAUUCGCAACGGUGGUGAGGGGGAGGCGUAUGCAACAGAGGGGUGUGGUGACAUGGGUGAUAUGCCGGCGGCCGUGCACAGUGUACUGGGCGUGGGUAAGAUGGUGGAUACGGAGUUGGACGUCACACUGAAUGCGCACGUGCAUAUGCACCCGCAUGCAGAUAAGGACAAGGCUCAGGAUGACUCUGGCGACGCGGAGACAGCAACAGGCUCUGAAGACGCGUUGGAGACUAUCCAGGAUUCACAGGCCGUACAAGACACACAAGACACACAUGCGACCGUUGACAGUGAGCUGGGUGUGGGUGAGGUGGUAGACACGGAGUUAGACGUAACCUUAAACGAGAACGUGCAUAUACAUGUACAUUCAGUCGACGCCCACAGCGACACGGAGCACGCGGACAUAGAAACACGCCCGCACGAGACGUUGGAGAAAGCUCAGGAGGCUAUAGCUCAAGAGGCUAUGGCUGUGGCCACAGAGAGUGAGUUCGCAAUGGAGAUGGGGGCGAGCGACGGGUUGAACAUGGUGGACGACGCAACGCAGGCAGUCGUCGGCGCGACGGAGGAGGUGGUGGGCAGUCCGGAUGUUAUCGAUGUGAGCGAUGGGCCGGAUGUUGCUGGGGGUGAUAUCGGUGAGGAAAGUUCGGUACAUAAACAGGAGGAGGGGCUGAGUCAGGUCGGAGGGGAUACGGAUAGUAUCGGUGUUUCAGAGGCUACGGAUAACAUUGGUGCUUCAGAGGCUACGGAUAACAUUGGUGUUUCAGAGGCUACGGAUAACAUUGGUGUUUCAGAGGCUACGGAUAACAUUGAUGUUUUAGAGGCUACGGAUAGUAUUGAUGUUGGAGAGGCUAUGGAUAGUAUUGAUGUCGCAGGCGAUGGUGACGCUGGCGAUGCUAGUAGCCAUGGAGGGGACGAGAACACCCCAGGCGUGAGUGGAGGUGGCGGGCCAUGUGAUCCUCAUGACGGUGCGGGUGAUUCUGGCUCUGGUGAGGCCGGCAGUAGUGAUCAGAGUCCUAGGGUCGGGAGUAUAGGUGCUUCAGACAAUGCAGAGGACGGUGGCGGUUCUAUUGAUGGAAUUGACGUGGAUGAACCAGCGUCUGGUCAUACUGAGUCGGAGAGUGGGGAUGCAGGCCUGGAGGGGGUUACAGGUGAGAAUGCCACAGAUUUUGUAGAGGGUAAGGGCGAAGGAAAUGAGUUUGCUGAUAAUGGUGGUAUUGAAGUAGCUAGCCUCCUGCUCGAAGCUAGUAGUGAAGUGGGUGACACAGACGACAACACUAGUCAACCGGAGGAGACAGAGGCCAAUGGCUCACCGGUGGUUGCUGCAGGUGUUGCUGAGUCUGAUGGUUGUGAAGCGAACGCCAGCGCUGAACUGUCCACUGCGAGAGAAGAGCUGGCCACCGCGCAGGAGCAGCUAGCACAAUCGAAUCAAGAUUUAAUGGGGAUUAAGGCCCAGUUGAUGGCCUAUAAGAAAAACGACCGUGCACUAAAGGACAAGUUAGAGGCCACGGAGGCAAUGAACGUCUCCAUCAAAACCCAACUGAGACAAACCCUGGACCGACUCGACACAGAAAAGGUGCACCGCGAAAAUGUACAGGUGGCUGCAUCCGAACUAACACAGGAGGUGGAAGGCCUGAAAAGUAGGGUGAAGCACCUCGACACGACGGAACGACAAUUGCUGACCACAGAGCAACAGCUGUCUGAUGCGCAGGAGCUCAACUCUGAGCUCAAGGGCAUCCUGGAAAGCCAACAAAGAGAAGUCACAGACAUGCAGAGUGUAUCUCUGCUGCUGGGGCAGGACAUGGACGCGCUCAAGGCUGCUCUCGCUCAAUCAAAUAAGCUGAAUGACGCUGCGGAGCAGGAGAAGAAUGCCCUAAAAAGAGAGCUACAGGAGAGUAAUAGCAAGGUCAACAACUACGAAAGCGUAUGCCAGUCGCAAACAGCGGAGAUCCAAAUGCUCAGAGAGACUAUUGAGAAGAGCAACAAGGAGAAGGACACACUGCAGCAGCAGAUAGGCGUGUUGGAGGGGCGUGCGGAGACGUGGGAGGAGCGCUACACGAGGUGUGUGUUAGAGGACGUGCUUGUUAUGUAG
Sphaeroforma arctica JP610 is the source of this 5269-nucleotide messenger RNA. RefSeq lists its product as hypothetical. The coding region runs from base 65 to 5269 and encodes 1734 amino acids. Lineage: Eukaryota; Ichthyosporea; Ichthyophonida. The transcript is spliced from 8 exons. The record is from RefSeq and is a predicted model, not a curated record.